Lagopus muta (rock ptarmigan) is the source of this 5155-nucleotide messenger RNA. Its product is annotated as ankyrin repeat and MYND domain-containing protein 1-like. The transcript is spliced from 14 exons. Lineage: Eukaryota; Metazoa; Chordata; Aves; Galliformes; Phasianidae. Gene Ontology annotation, molecular function: protein binding. The record is from RefSeq and is a predicted model, not a curated record. Bases 1300 to 3486 code for a protein of 728 amino acids.
AUCUCCCAAGCCCUUUUUCUUUGCUGAUAUUCUGGAAACUGAAAGUGUAUAUUUUUCAUUAAAAACAAAGGAAAUACAAAAGUUGAUAAAAAGCUUAAGAGUUUUGUUUAAAGCUUGUUUCACAGGUUUAGUGCUCAGUGGAGGCUAAGGAAAACCUCCUGUUUGUUUUACUGUAAAUUCAUUUCAGAUUGACCGUUUUCACAUAAAAAUGUAUGAGCUGGCUUCUCAAAUAAGAUAGCCCAUGGCAUCCUAGGAGCAGCAUUGCUUAAGACAUAGAUGACAUACGUUCUGAAUCGCUGUGACCUCUCCAGGCCAACAGCCCGCAACCCAGUGAUCUGCAGUGCUUGACUUCCUGCGCUGCUCGCGUGCACCAUGGAAUCCUGCCACAAAAGGGUCUGUUUAAUUAAAGAGGAGGCACAGGGCGUUCUUUCUCUGCUUGCACUUCAUCAAGAGGAAAAAUGACUCCACUUGCAAUUUUUCCCCCUCUUGCCCUUAAGUCUCUGCUUAGACUCACAGUGCCUAAAAUCACUACAAUCACCCAAAAUACCAUCCCUCUUUGGGAGACAAAGUGUGGGGGCAGCUGUUUUCUGAACGCAGUGAAUGCAGUACAGAUUUAAAAUGUGUCACACGAGUCACUGUAAUUCAGAAUAACUCAGCAGAUGAAAUAGGAACAAGACAAGCCCAAGCUGCUGUGCUCAGAAGCGGGAAGGCAGCCUCCUCCAGCAGCCCUGGCCCCAGACCCUCCUGCCGCCCCAAUUCUCUGCCCGCUCCAACUCGUGUUGCUGCACGCUCACCGCACCGCACGCCCCCAAGGCGCACCCGAAGGCCUCCCGACCGCCCGAACCCCCGGCCCGGAGCUACAACCCCCCGCACACCAGCUGGCCCGGCCCAAAGGACCGCGUACAGCAGGAAGACGGACAGGCUGCGUGAGGCACACGGUGCCAUGCUAGCCGCCGCUGGCCGUGGGCGCCCAGCAGCCACCAGGUGCCAGCCGGCAGCUCACAGCCCCAGCGGCCUGUCUGCAGGAUGGAGCACCCCGCCCCUCCGCGCAGCGCCUCACGCUAAAGGGCUUUUUCCUUACGCUCUACAUCUCCCCUCUUUUACUUUGAAGCCGUUGCCCUUCGUGCAAUCACACACACACGGCCCGGCCCGCCCCGCCUCCUCCCUCUGCGCCGCGUUCUCCCUCACGGCUUCCGCAGGACCGCCGCGCGGCCCGGCCCCGCUCUGAGGUGACGGGCCGCCGCCGUUCCGGACGCCCCGCCGGUUCCCAGGGCAACGCGCCGUGCCGCAGCGGGGGCCAUGGCGGACGGUCCGCCCGCGGCCGAGGAGCGGCGGUGGCACUGCGAGACAUAUGUGGGGCAGUUCUAUGUGAGCCAUCGCCAUGGAAAGGGCAUUUGCUACUGUCCUGAUGGCUCCCAACUCCGAGGAGCUUUCUAUCUUGGCCACGUAGAAGGCUAUGUGACCCAGGAAUGGAAGGAUGGCAGAACAUUUCAGGGACUGUACAAAUCUGACGAGCGAUUUGGACCAGGGAUUGAGAGCUAUCCAGAUGGCUGUCAGGACGUUGGCUUGUGGCUUGGAAAUCAUCUCAUUAAACUGUGUACUGAAGUACCUGGUUCUUUUUCUGUCUUGGAUUAUCCAGAGCAUUACAGAUAUUUUGAUGACAGUUCUCCAAAGAAGUAUAUUUCUGUCAAGGAAGAUCCUUUCCUCCGUAGCUACAAACAUCUUCCUUUUGAUGAUGAGGAUAUUUUCCCUGAAGGAGUCCUUGCAUAUUCUUGUAACAUGGAUCAUCUUACCUUGACUCACUCUUUCCUGGAAGAUUGUGAUGCUCAUUACUUCGAGAACACCAAAGAGCUGCCUGAAGAAGACCUCUGGCCUGUUGCAAAUGGAACUCCUUUGCUAGUUAGGAUACAAAUGCAUGCUUAUAAGCACAGGCACUCUCAAGCAGAGUUCUCUUCAGAUAUGAAGCUCAUUCUCAGAGGAGUCCGCAGUAAUUGUGGACAUCCAGGCCCCAGGGAACUUGCCUCAAAGCAGUUAAUUGAGAAGGCAGCAAGAGGAGAUUUUGAUGGAGUCUGUGCAGUUCUGAGGAAUGGAUUGGCUCAUCCAGAUGUGGCUGAUAAACAGGGAUACACUGCACUUGCUGCUGCUGCUGUUCAUUCCCACUGUGAUAUUGUGAAUCUACUUCUUGAUAGUGGAGCUGAUGUGAAUAAGUGUAGUGAUGAGGGAUUAUCUGCUCUCUCCAUGUGCUUUAUUCUCUAUUAUCCAGAAGAAUCUUUUAAGGAUAACAUUGCUGAGAGCAGCUUGCACUGUUACCAGUGGAACAAACGAUCAGAACCCUCAGAAGCGGUCAGUGUGGCUGGGAGCGUAACCUCAGAGCAACAGAAGAGAUGGGAAACAAUCCAACUGCUGCUUCGGCGAGGUGCAGAUCCCAACGUCUCCUGUGUCCCAUCACACCUUCUCUUCUUUGCUGUUAAAGCUGCUGAUGCAAAGGCAGUGAAACUCCUCUUGGAAAAGGGAGCCAGGACUGAUGUGCGGCUUCCAUCCAAGUUCCAGGGUUUAUCUCCUCUUCACAUAGCUGCCUCUAUUCCUGGGGAGGAAGGAGUCCAGAUAACAGAGUACCUCCUGAGUUCUGCCCUAGAUCUUGAUGCAAGGGCAGAAGAUGGAAAUGAGGUAUAUGGUCCAGAUGAGCCUCAAGACAAAGAAUCCAGUUUGUCAGCUGAUGUCUCUUGGCCACUGAAAAAUGAAGCAGGACCACCACAAGAGUACUUUGCCUCCUAUAACGGUCCUGUUCCAGAAGAAGGUGGGAGGAGUGCGCUGCAUAUUGCAUGCCAAAGAGAGGGCAACAGUGAGCAUGCCAGAGAUGUUAUCCGCCUCCUUUUGAAGCACAAGGCAAACCCAAACACGCUGUGGAGCGGCCAUUCGCCACUUUCCUUAGCGAUUGCCAGCGGCAAUGACUUGGCAGUGGUUGAACUCCUCAAACAUGGGGCUGACCCAAAUCUGCCACUAAGUGGAGCCGUGGAAAGUGCCCUCUGUGCAGCUGUCAGUACCGCAUAUGAACACCAGAGAACAACAGCACAGAGGAUUGCUUUGGUUGAUAAGCUGCUUGAAGCUGGCGCAGAUAUCCUUGCACCAGUGACUCUUCAGGAGGGAAAGAGAAAAGCUGUGGGAACUGCUGUUGACUUUGCCUAUUAUAAAUAUUAUCAGUGGAUUCAGCCAUUCGUGUAUGUGCUUCAAAGAAAAAAGAGAGGAACCAUCAUGAGGAACAGGGAAGUCUUACCAGCUGCAGUUGCCUUUUUUCUCUGUCCUGAUCACAUCACUCCAUCUUCAGACUCUACCACAAGAGUCGGCAUAAUAUUCAGUCAUCUUGUGGGAGCAGCAUAUCUGCAUCUUUUAAACUCAGUCAUCAGUACCAUAGAGUACCCUGCAAAUGCUGAGAAAUACGCAGCCAUGCUUUCCAUUUUGAUACAGGAAUUUGAGAAGAUGUUUUAAGACUGUCAAGAAAAAACAUUUUUUGGUGUGUAUUUGGGACUCCAUUUUCAGUUGACACGAACACAUGACAUGCAAAUUUUCAAAUGGAAUGUGUAGAUUUGCAAUCAGAUAUUCAGCUGGAAGAAAAAUCUGAUCUCAUCUUUACCAAAUGUUAUAAGCCCUCUCUUACCAGAGAGAAAACGCCCCACUUCACAAUCAGCCUUAUUGAUGUCAUUGCUUUUUGGCAGUACAUACUUUUAUGAACAGCUGUUCUCAAGGGUACAAGAAGAGUAAAAUGAGAUUAAAUAUAUCUGAGGACCAAGAGAGCUAAAUGAGAACUGCAGCUACUGCCACUCAACCAGACUGACAUUAGUUGCAGAAAAACAAGAUCGCAUAUCCCACUAGUUUUACGGCUUUGUAGCUUUCUCAUUUUAUGUUUUAAUAAAGAAAAUAAAUUCUGUUGCCCAUAUACUUUAGAUUGCAUCUGGGGACUGCUCUGAAAGUACUGCCUCCUGUUUUAUGUUUGCCCACAAGACCAGUAACAGAUGUUGGUGGGAUGGCAGCAGAGGCCAAACCUUCCCAUCAAUAAACUAUUGUGUUGUUGCUGUGUGACAGAUGGCAGCAGAGGGGCAGUGUGACAGAAUGGUGCAUGACAGGGGAGUGUGUAUGGAGCAAACAUGUGGAAUUGAAUUCCUCUGUGCAGAAAAAAUGCCAGUGAGUGCCAUUCAUUGAUGCUUGUGAACAUUGAUGGAGACCAACCAGUGGAUGUGAGCAGUGGAUGUGAGCACAGUGAGGGGUGGGUGGUGCAUUUCAGCAGUGGUGGCAGUGACAGUGGUCACCUCUACCAGUGCAGCUUUAUACAAGCACAGCAUACAGGUUCUUGUUCAUCACUGGUAAAAAUGCAGAGCUAAUGGUGGUGACUAUGUUGAAAAUUUGUGUUUUGUAGCUGAUAAUUUGUUCUAUCAAACAGUGUUACUGUGCUCACUGUAUCUGUUGUAGAUUCCAGGGAAAUAAAUAGGAGGCAUUACUUUUGGAGCAAACGACAUAUUUUAUAUGUGGCCCCAGACAAUUCCUCUUCACUUAGCGUGGCCCAGGCAAGCCAGCAGGUUGGACAUGUGUCCAAUGUGUCCAGCAUGGGCAUAAAAAGAACAGAAAAUCUGGAAGGUUGAAGCACACAAAGAUCUUACAAAGUCAGCAAUGACUUACUGACAGAGGUGAAGUGUUAGUGCAACCUGCUUGCUGCUGUGCAGGGAUAAAGCAGUGUUUCUAAUAGAGUCUGUAUCACGUAGCUGGAAGGCUGUAAUAAAUUGGUAGCAUAUAAAAUAUAUUCAGUAUUGCCUGUGAAAGCUAUGAUGUAUUCAGAUGUAUCUUAGCUUUUAAGAAAAUUCUAUCACAGGAAUGAAAGGUUUUGCAUGAACAGCCUUUGGCUUUAGCUUACAUCUAGUCCUGUCAGAUUUCACAAGCACAGAACUGUUUGGCUUGGACAGGUCAUGCUAAGGAGUUGUGUGCUGUAAAGAGUUCCUAAAUUUUUAAAGAACCUGUAAGAGCAGAGCCCAGCUUGCAAUUAGAUCUAACAGUCUGCUUCCUAGUCCCACCAGCAGCCUCAGCCCAAGUACUCUUUGUUUUAUAUUUCAACUGCAGAAUAAUUGUCAGGACUAAGGCUAGAAAGAACAGUAAUGUACUUCUGUUU